AUGCCUGGUCAUGAGAAGCACGCGACUAAGAAGGGGCCACGAUUCAGCGGGCGCAAGCGAGGGGCAGCGAUUCUUGAAAGUGACCACGUUGACAAAGACACGAGCACUGCCGGCUUCCCGAGAGAAGCAGACGAUGGCAGAAAAAGAGUCAGAUGGGGUAGCGAAGUCGAACAGAACGAUGAAGACGAGCCGUCCGAUGAUGAUGAGGACUCAUCUACACCUCAGAAGGCAAGCAGUUUCACAUUGGCUAUAUGUCUGACCACGUGCUGUCAAUUCGGGAGACUAGCUGGCGCACAUUAUGACCCGCUCCGAUCAACGAUUUACGUUCUAGAAGAUACGCCAGACAAUGGGCAUUUUGACAUGGCUCAGACACUCCUUGACCAGGUUAAUCCUGAUAUCAUCCUGACCAACUCCAAGACGGACGACAACUACAUGGAUCUACUUCGCAGUGCAAUGGACAAUUCCGGAGGAGUAUUCCAGAUCAGACCUCACAAAGAUUUUACUUCGGCCAAAGGUCGAGACCGGUUGCUGUCAUUGCAGUUCCUCUCGGAACUCUCAAUGGAAGAUGAUGUCCGCAGCGCACAAGACAGUGACUCUUCGGCGUCGGACGCGAGAAACGCUUACAAUUUUAUGAGGCGGCGCAGAGAUAUCACAGGCGAUCCGCUGAUGAAGAAGUGGAACGCAUCUAUACGACUGUGCAAUUUUGCGAGCCUUGACACCUCUCCCCUUUGCCUGGCUUGUAUCGGUGCCUUGAUAGAUCACCUCGUCCGUGAGCGGGCGAUAAGUGAGCUAGAAGAUGAAGGCAUCGGCGGAUUGGAUAUCCGCGGUAUAGAGCCUGUAGCAUUGGAGGAGGUCAUGCAGAUAAAUGCAGAUGCAUUAUACUCCUUACAGAUCUUCGAAAACGAAAGUCACGCAUCUAUCCACUCGGAUAAAACCAAAGAGGGUUUAUCUCUGUACGGGAUUCUAAACAACACCAAGACAAGUCUAGGACGCUCUCUCCUCCGUACCUGGUGCCUACGUCCGUCCUUGUCGCUUGAAACUAUAAAUGCUCGGCAUGAUGCUGUGGCUUGCUUUUUGAGACCGGAAAAUCUGGGUACCGCUAACUCGAUGCAUAAUCUCCUUAAAGGUAUAAAGAACGUACCGAAGAUCCUUUCCAGCAUGAAAGCUGGGAAAGCAGGCAUAUCCGAGUGGCAAUGUUUAGUCAAGUUCACAUUCUACUCCGCGUUACUGAGGGACGCGGUAUCGGAACUAUAUCAGGGAACAACGGCGCCCAUCGUAUCGAAGCUCAUAGCCGCCCUGGACAUCUUCAACUUUCGUGAAGUGGGCACUUUAGUCAACGAUACAAUCGACUGGGAGGAGUCCACCAGUGCCGGCCGUGUGUGUGUUCGAGCAAAUGUCGACGAAGAUCUGGACAACCGCAAGAGAAUUUACCAUGGGAUUGACGAUGUCUUGUCAAGGGUUGCCGAACAGAUAUGCCAUACAGUGCCACCGGAUUACGCUACGUCCCUGAACGUAGUAUACUUCCCACAACUAGGCUUCUUGAUAUGUAUUCCUAUGCUGGAGCAAUGGAAGAAUAAUGAAGAAAUCACUGAGAUUGAAGGAUGGAGCUUCCAAGUCAGUUCCAAUGCGCAUGUAUACUUCAAAUCCAAAGAAAUGCAUGACAUGGAUACUCACAUUGGCGACUUGCAUUCUGCUAUCGUCGACCGGGAAAUCGAGAUCGUCCAAGUGCUGCUGGAGAAGAUCUUACCACACUACGACAUUAUGGCUAAAGCGUGCGACACUUGCGCGGAGCUAGAUUGCCUCUUGUCUUUCGCGCAAGCUUCUCGAGCAUUCGACUAUCGGCGGCCUCGAAUGACUGACAAGAACAUAGUCGACAUCAAGAUGGGAAGGCACCCUCUACAGGAACAAGUUGUCGAUACCUUCGUGCCCAAUGACACACUGCUAGUUGGAGGACUGGGCUUGGGAGUGCCGAGUUGUACUAGUGAGGUAUCUGACGAUGAUACAAUGGAGGAUGAGAGCUCUAGCGUGCAUAGCGUGCUCGUCUGCACGGGCGCAAAUGCUUGCGGAAAGAGCGUCUACCUGAAGCAGGCGGCCUUGAUCCAAUACAUGGCACAAGUACGUCGCUUUGUUCCUGCUGAAGCUGCGAAACUUGGCGUCGCGGACAAAAUCUUCACAAGGAUCCAGACGCGAGAAUCUGUAUCAAGAGUCCAAUCUGCUUUUAUGAUCGACCUCAACCAAGUGUCUGUGGCUCUCCGGAAUUGUACCAGCCGAUCCUUAAUACUGCUAGAUGAGUUUGGCAAAGGGACUGUCCAUACAGACGGCGCUGGGCUGCUCUACGGCGUCCUAAAGCACUUCAUCAACUCUGGCGCUGAUUGUCCUAAAGUACUGGCGACGACGCACUUCCACGAGCUGUUCGCCGAGAAUCUGCUGGAUCCCCACUCCCUUCCUAUCACCUUUGUCCACAUGCAGGUCAUGAUCACUUCCAGCAGCGGUGAGAUCCUCGAAGCAGGAACGCCGGACGAGACCAAGGACGAGGACACCCAGGAUUUAAGAAUGGUUGGUCCUGGAGAGAAGAUUACGUAUCUUUAUAGAGUUGCCCAGGGACUCGCGCUCGAUUCCCAUGCCGCGAAAUGCGCCGAAAUAUUCGGUGUUCCCCGUCGAGUAGUGCAGAGAGCACAAUACGUGACACAGCUCCUCUCGACCCAUUCGUUGGGAAAGUUGCUUGACGAGGACAUGACGGAGGCGGAGCGCGCGGAUCUCGAAGAGGCGGAGGCCGUCUGCCGCAGAUUCCUGGCAUGGGACUUUACGGAGCGCGACCCGGCUAGGAAGGGGAGCGUCAAGGAGAGACUAGCGGAAGUGCUCGGGAAGCCCCUCGAAGAGGAAUGA
Molecule: messenger RNA, 2886 nt
Organism: Gloeophyllum trabeum ATCC 11539
Lineage: Eukaryota; Fungi; Basidiomycota; Agaricomycetes; Gloeophyllales; Gloeophyllaceae
Exons: 26
Coding region: 1-2886 (961 amino acids)
Biological process (GO): chiasma assembly; mismatch repair
Cellular component (GO): nucleus
Molecular function (GO): ATP-dependent DNA damage sensor activity; mismatched DNA binding; ATP binding
Source: RefSeq, a predicted model, not a curated record